CGCGCCAGUUUGCUGCCCUAGUCACGUGGAGGGGUUGAAGAUGGCGGCUGCUCAGGCGGUGGAAGAAAUGCGGACCCGCGUGGUUCUAGGGGAGUUCGGGGUUCGCAAUGUUCAUACAACUGACUUUCCUGGUAACUAUUCGGGUUAUGAUGAUGCCUGGGACCAAGACCGCUUCGAGAAGAAUUUCCGUGUGGAUGUAGUGCACUUGGAUGAAAACUCAUUGGAGUUUGACAUGGUGGGAAUUGAUGCAGCCAUUGCCAAUGCUUUUCGGCGCAUUUUAUUAGCUGAGGUGCCAACCAUGGCUGUGGAAAAGGUCCUGGUGUACAACAACACGUCCAUUGUCCAGGAUGAGAUCCUUGCUCAUCGCUUGGGGCUCAUUCCCAUUCAUGCUGAUCCCCGUCUUUUUGAAUAUCGGAACCAAGGAGACGAAGAAGGUACAGAGAUAGAUACUCUACAGUUUCGGCUUCAGGUCAGGUGCACUCGGAACCCCCACGCUGCUAAAGAUUCCUCUGACCCCAAUGAACUCUAUGUGAACCAUAAAGUGUACACCAGGCACAUGACAUGGGUGCCCCUGGGGAAUCAGGCUGACCUCUUCCCAGAGGGCACGAUCAGACCAGUGCAUGAUGAUAUUCUCAUCGCUCAGCUACGGCCUGGCCAGGAGAUUGACUUACUCAUGCACUGUGUCAAGGGCAUUGGCAAGGAUCAUGCCAAGUUUUCACCUGUGGCAACAGCCAGUUACAGGCUUCUGCCAGACAUCACCCUGCUUGAGCCUGUGGAAGGGGAUGCAGCGGAGGAGCUGAGGCGGUGCUUCUCACCUGGUGUUAUUGAGGUGCAGGAAGUCCAAGGUAAAAAGGUGGCCAGAGUUGCCAAUCCCCGGCUAGAUACCUUCAGCAGAGAAGUGUUCCGGAACGAGAAGCUAAAGAAGGUUGUACGACUUGCUCGAGUUCGGGACCACUAUAUCUUUUCUGUCGAGUCAACAGGGGUGUUGCCACCAGAGGUGCUAGUGAGUGAAGCCAUCAAGGUACUGAUGGGGAAGUGCCAACGGUUCUUGGAUGAACUAGAUGCAGUUCAGAUGGACUGAGGUUUGCAUGGGACUUACCGGCAUGGCUGUGCUUGGAUACUCAAGUAUCCUAGCUGAAGAUUUUGGGUCCUGACUUGCUGGUCACAGGACUGCUAGAGUCCAGUGUGACUGCAGGUCCUGGGUUUUCUGGGACAAUCCCAGCCUUAUUUUCAGUCAAUACAUUUUGUUAAAUGUGCCACAAAAUGUGACUUCCUGCCUUUGUAAGGCCUUAAUGUAAAUAAACUCACAUCCAAAUAAAAAACUUUUGCCAGAGACUACUUCCGGAGUUUUAGCCCCAAUAUGUGGGGCCUCACCUUAGAAGAGGUUUGGCAUUAUUUGGCACUUAGGAACACAGGGUUCGGGUGUUACUGCGGGUCAGGGCCAAGUCCUCUGAAGCCUCAUCAGAGAUACCAGGGCUGUCUGGGAGGCUCAGUUGAAUGUCUGAUUCUUGGUUUUGGUUCAGGUCCUGAUGCCAGGGUUGUGGGAUCAUGCCCCGCGUUGAGCUCUGUGCUGAGGGUGGAGCCAGGUUAAGAUUGUCUCCCCUCCUCUGCCCUUCUCACCUGCUCACACGCUCAGGUAAAACAAAACAAAAAAAACUACCAAAUUGAGGUGGUCUUUGGGGGCUCAGCCAGACCACAGAAAAUUGUGUGCGCCACUUAAUCCAUUUCCUAGAUUACUACAAGUUUCUGAGGAAAAGGGGUGGUCUGUACCCAUCAAGUCACAUGGCUAUCAGGUGUUACACAAGGAGGGAUGGGUACCUAGCUGCCUCAGUUGGUAGAGCAUGCCACUCUAGUUUUCAGGAUUGUAAGUUCAUGCCCCAUGUUGGGUGUAGAGGCUACUUAAAAAUAAAAUCUUUUAGGGGCGCCUGGGUGGUUCAGUUGGUUAAGCAUCUGACUUCCACUCAGGUCGUGAUCUCACAGUUUGUGAGUUCAAGCCCCGCAUCAGGCUCUGUGAUGACAGCUCAGAGCCUGGAGCUGCUUUGGAUUCUGUGUCUCCCUCUCUCUCAGAAAUAAAUAGUAGAACAUUAAAAAAAA
This is a messenger RNA of Panthera uncia (snow leopard), 2094 nucleotides long. RefSeq names its product RNA polymerase I and III subunit C (gene POLR1C). Gene Ontology annotation, cellular component: RNA polymerase III complex; RNA polymerase I complex. Lineage: Eukaryota; Metazoa; Chordata; Mammalia; Carnivora; Felidae. The record is from RefSeq and is a predicted model, not a curated record. Bases 41 to 1081 code for a protein of 346 amino acids. Gene Ontology annotation, molecular function: protein dimerization activity; DNA binding. The transcript is spliced from 9 exons. Gene Ontology annotation, biological process: DNA-templated transcription.